Messenger RNA from Saxophila tyrrhenica, 1407 nucleotides. RefSeq lists its product as uncharacterized. The coding region runs from base 1 to 1407 and encodes 468 amino acids. The record is from RefSeq and is a predicted model, not a curated record. Gene Ontology annotation, biological process: amino acid transport; transmembrane transport. Lineage: Eukaryota; Fungi; Ascomycota; Dothideomycetes; Mycosphaerellales; Extremaceae. The transcript is spliced from 2 exons. Gene Ontology annotation, cellular component: membrane. Gene Ontology annotation, molecular function: transmembrane transporter activity.
AUGGAAAAAGUGCAGACUACCUCCACAGCGACCAGCUCCGUUCAAUGGCAGGCUGCCCAGGAACCAGACACUGGCGAAGAGGCAAUCGAAAGGCUGGACUUGCGACCUACGAUACCGCGUACUUUGAAAGGCGCCGUUGGGUUGAUCGGUGUGAACAGCAGCGUGGUCAGCGCAUGGCCUAUCUUCUUCCUCACCUCAGUGAUUAGUCUCUCCUUUGCAGGCGCCGCGGGUCUGCUUAUCGGCAUCAUAGUCGCAAGCCUGGGUAUGACCCCGGUCUACAUUAGUCUGGCUGAGAAGAUUCGAAGAUACCCGACCGCUGGCGGACAGUACCACUGGGUCGCUGCACUUGCGCCGCAGAGUUGCCAGAAGUUCCUCAGUUUCGUUUGUGGCGUGACCCUUGCAUUCACCUGGCUGACAUUCCAAGCUGCAAACAUCUGGCUCGGGGCAGAAAGCUUUAUGGCCAUCGUGCUCGUCUAUACCGGCAGAUACGACGUCACAUGGGCCUUCUGCACAGCAUUAGGCAUGCAGCUAGUCGCACUUCUGGUGAACCUGACUUGGGGAAGGCACAUGAAUGCAGCAGAAAGCCUCACUGUUAUCCUACAUCUUGUCGCCGUUGUCCUGCUUACGGCUCUACUGAUCUUCUCGAGGGCGUCAGGGACCAUGAGCUCGGACUUCUCCUUCUCUGGUAACACAGGAUGGGGUCUAGGAGCUGGGACUCUUCUCUGCAUCACCUUUGCCACAACAACCAUCUCCGGCUUCGACUGCGCGAGUCACCUGACUGAGGACACCGUGGAGCCCAGCAAGCGGGUCCCGAGAUCUUUGCUCUGGAGCACCACUCUCAAUGAGACGGCAUGCAUCAUCUGUGCUGUGCUCGUCGGGCUUAACGCGGGCGACAUUGGAUCACUCUGGGGUGGCCCGCUUGGUGCGACUGGCCAUCCUUUUGGUGCGGUCGUGCAACUGGUCUAUAACGCUUCUCAGGAACGGAGAGGUCUGACAACGGCUGUAUUCGGGCUACUCGCCGCGAUCCUGCUGAUUUGCUCCAUCAAUGUUACUGCGGCAGCCAGUCGCACUGUGUUUGCAGUCAUUCGCGACGAUCGUAAUCCAUACGUGAGCAAAUGGAUGGCGGCAGACCUUCAGAAGGCAGGAGUGCCGCGCAUUACGAUAGUGCUUGUUGCGCUUGCGCCAGCACUGUUGCUGUGGAUCAAUUUUGUCAGCGCCGUUGGCUUUCAAGCACUGGGAUCACAGUGUAUCCUAUCACUUUCGUCGACGUACAUGCUGGCGAUAAGCUGCUCUUUCUGGUCCAGAUUUCAUCAGCCCGACCUGCUCGGACGGGAUUAUGGAGGGAUCUUUCACCUUGGAACAUUCUGGUUUGUGACGUCUGCAUCCUUACCUACGUCUCCGCGCUGA